UAAAAUGACAACAGCAGCGAGGCCAACGUUUGAACCUGCAAGAGGAGGAAGAGGAAAAGGUGAAGGAGACUUAAGUCAGCUAUCCAAGCAAUAUUCCAGCAGAGACCUUCCUUCUCAUACUAAAAUCAAAUACAGACAGGCCACUCAGGAUGCUCCUGAAGAGGUGCGUAACCGUGAUUUCAGAAGGGAGCUGGAGGAGAGAGAACGGGUCGCUGCAAGAGAGAAGAAUAGAGACAGACCAACCAGAGAACACACAACAUCAUCUUCUGUGUCUAAGAAACCUCGGCUAGACCAGAUUCCUGCAGCAAAUCUUGAUGCAGAUGAUCCACUUACUGAUGAAGAUGAUGAAGAUGAGGACUUGGAAGACAGUGAUGAUGAUGACACUGCAGCUCUUCUGGCUGAACUGGAAAAAAUCAAGAAAGAACGAGCUGAGGAACAAGCUCGAAAG
Molecule: messenger RNA, 448 nt
Organism: Eurypyga helias (sunbittern)
Lineage: Eukaryota; Metazoa; Chordata; Aves; Eurypygiformes; Eurypygidae
Gene: CWC15
Product: CWC15 spliceosome-associated protein
Exons: 4
Biological process (GO): mRNA cis splicing, via spliceosome
Cellular component (GO): catalytic step 2 spliceosome
Molecular function (GO): RNA binding
Source: RefSeq, a predicted model, not a curated record